Molecule: messenger RNA, 2689 nt
Organism: Gracilinanus agilis (Agile Gracile Mouse Opossum)
Lineage: Eukaryota; Metazoa; Chordata; Mammalia; Didelphimorphia; Didelphidae
Product: OTU domain-containing protein 5-like
Exons: 10
Coding region: 295-1401 (368 amino acids)
Biological process (GO): protein deubiquitination
Molecular function (GO): K63-linked deubiquitinase activity; cysteine-type deubiquitinase activity
Source: RefSeq, a predicted model, not a curated record
AGCCCCGCCCCCUUCUUGCAAGGUUCUACUUCAUCCGGGACUUUUUUCCUAUCUCUUCCUGUUUUUCUUAUCUGAAGGUGUUCUUUACUUUGCGUUUUAACGUUCGGUUAGUACAGUUAUGACUAUUCUGCCAAAGAAGCCUCCCCCUCCGUCUCUACCAUCAGCCGAUGGAGAAGCCAAUCCAGACCGUGAACUGGAAGGGUCUAAUGUUAAUCAGGUGGCAGCUCGGAUCCAGAAGGGGCAGGAUACAACAGUGAGGACGAGUACGACGCCGCAACUUCACGAAUAGAAGCCAUGGACCCCGCCACUGUGGAACAGCAGGAACAUUGGUUUGAAAAGGCCCUAAGGGAUAAGAAAGGCUUCAUUAUCAAGCAGAUGAAGGAAGAUGGGGCUUGCUUAUUCAGAGCUGUGGCAGACCAAGUGUAUGGUGAUCAGGAUAUGCAUGAAGUUGUCCGGAAACAUUGCAUGGACUAUUUGAUGAAGAAUGCAGACUAUUUCUCUAACUAUGUUACUGAAGAUUUCACCACCUACAUUAAUCGGAAACGAAAGAACAAUUGUCAUGGCAACCACAUUGAGAUGCAGGCCAUGGCUGAAAUGUACAACAGGCCAGUGGAAGUAUAUCAGUAUAGCACAGAGCCCAUCAAUACAUUCCAUAGCAUUCAGCAAAAUGAAGAUGAGCCUAUCCGGGUCAGCUAUCACUGUAACAUCCAUUAUAAUUCUGUGGUGAAUCCUAACAAAGCCACUAUUGGUGUGGGCCUAGGGCUUCCUUCUUUCAAACCAGGGUUUGCUGAGCAGUCUCUUAUGAAGAAUGCCAUAAAAACAUCAGAGGAGUCAUGGAUUGAGCAGCAGAUGCUUGAAGAUAAGAAGCGAGCCACUGAUUGGGAGGCAACUAAUGAGGCUAUUGAAGAACAAGUAGCGAGAGAAUCCUACUUGCAGUGGCUUCGAGACCAAGAGAAACAGACUUGGCAGGUCAAGGGCCAAACACAGUCCCAGAAAGCUAGUGCCACAUGCACCUCAGCUACAGCAGCUACAUCCAGCAGCCUGGAUGAAUGGUGUGUCCGGCCUCCAAAACAGCGAACUACUGAGCAGUCAGAGCUGGUCCACAAGCCUCCCUCACCAAGCCAUGCCCUUGCCUUCACAAAACCCCCUUCACCCAGUAUUCCAGGACCAAGUAGCCAGUCAGCAGCAGGAAGUGACCAUUCUUCUUCUCCACUUGUAUCCUUAUACCCUGCUUUGGAAUGUCAGGCCUUUUUUCAACAGAUGUCACCUACUGCAUUUGGUCUGAAUGACUGGGAUGAUGAUGGAAUCUUGGCUUCAGUCCUUGCUAUAUCCCAACAGGAAUACCUAGACAGUAUGAAGAAAAGCAUAAUGCAUAGAGAUGUACCAUCAGACAAGAGCUAAUAACCAGGGCCUGGAAGUCCCUCCCUUUCUAUUUAUUCUACUCCCCUACCACAACAUUUCCCCUUAUCCUCCCAAGGUACUGUAAGGGACACAUACACACCCAUGACCAAAAUCAGUCCAGUCCACUAUAAUAUGUUCACCUCCCUCUUAUCCUUCUUAACAGUCUCCCAUUCCUUGCUCUGCUGAAAUCCAGUAAGUCGUUAAAUAAGGGAUAGAUACGCUUGAGAAAGAAAGAAAAAAUAUCAUAUUAGCAUCCCUCUUUAGUAGUAUCUACAGUGCCUUCUGGAUAAACACCUCUUUGUUGAUGCCUAGCAGAGAUGCCAGGAGAGGCCUUAAAGGCUUCCUCGACCCCCCUCUAAAACUUGCCUCCCACCCCUACACUCCCAAGGAUAGACAAUACCAUCUGUGAUUAGGUAUCUUUCCUCCUUCAUCCAACUAUAUUAAAACAUUUUUUUUUUUUAAAGAUACACUGGCCUGAGUACAUGGUUGUAGAAAACUGGGGAAUGGGUUUAAGAGACACUUCAGAUUAACUAAAUAACUAUCUUUCAUUCCCUGUCUAACCUACUUUCUCACUUUUUUUUUUUGCUAAACUGAACAAUGAAUAUAAACAUUCUUCUUUUCCUUGUGGGGCUUUUGGACAAUAAAACACCAAAGCUCAAAAGAUGUGUGUAUUGUUCUCAAAGUUCCCAAAAAGAAUUUGGGAAAUGAAAGAGAAAAUAAAAGGGACACCUUACACUGCUUGUAGAAUUGAAAGAAGGGACUAAUCUAUUUUCUUUUUUUUUUUUUUUAACAUUUACUAAUCUAUUUUCUUGAAAAAAAUCAAGCAAAACCGAAAGGGAAGAUUAGGAGACUAGUACAGUAAAAGAGCACUGAUUGAAUCAGAGACCUAGAUUUGAAUUCUUUUAAAUCACAUUAAAUGAAAUGCCUUUGAUUACUACUUCUGUGGUUUUAUACAAGUCAUUUGACCUUGUCUCUAAGUUUCCUUAAAUGUAAAAUGAAGAGUAUUAUAGACCCAGUUCUAAUCAAAUACAAACUUGAAACAAGCAGACUAUAGACAUUUAAAAAGAAAUGUCCUUAGUCCACAGCAUGGGUUAAAAGGACAUGACUUCUCUGCUUCUUUUUAGGAAAUCUAAUUCACAAGGUGAAGAUGUACACAUCUCCUGUUUCAUAAUAGAAUGGCUUUUAUAGUUCAGCUAUGAGAGAUAUGAGAGAGAUUGAGCUAUUAAUUAUCUAUCUGUCUCCUGAGUCAAUAAUUGUCUCUUAAGAUUUCAAUGCCUUUUAAGAAAAA